UAGUUUUAAAUGACUUUAUUGUUCACCACGAAGUUUUCGAAGCACUUAUUCCACUCGUUUGCUGGCGGAUCCAAAACGGCAUUUUUGAAUGCGUCAAAUGUUCUUCUGGUGACUGGAACCUUUGUCCACGCAGUCUGCUUUUAAUUUUCGGGAAAGUAAAAAACUCGUUAGGACUUAGAUCGGGACUAUAUGGAGGAUGGUCCAAUAAUUCCACAUUUU
This is a messenger RNA of Acanthoscelides obtectus, 219 nucleotides long. The record is from the annotation of a GenBank genome assembly. Lineage: Eukaryota; Metazoa; Arthropoda; Insecta; Coleoptera; Chrysomelidae.